CUGGAAGGGAGAGAGAGAGCUAAUCCCUUCAUUCCUCUAUUCAUUUCUCUCUUUAUCAGUCUAUAUCUCUUGUUUUGUUCACUUUUCCACCUGCUAAGACCCCAUGAAAAAUAAAUAAAACAAAUAAAAUUAACUUCUUGUUCCACUCUCUCUUUGGCUACUUUUCUGCUUCUCCUUUCUGGGGUUUAUUAGGAAUCUUUUUGUUACUUCUAAUUUUACAAAGAAGAAAGAACAAAAGUUGAAAGAAGUUCUCUGGGUUGCUCUGUAUUUUCCUGUUGUCUUCUAGCUUGGUUAGUCUCCCUCCUUGGAUUAACAAAUGAAAACCCGAAAUUGUAUUCAUUGAGAUAGAAAUUCUUGAAGGUGUAUGAUUAAGUGUCGGUGAUAUUCUAUUUCAAUUGUUCUCUCUGGUAAAGAUACAUCUGGAGAAAGAGAACUUUUGAAGUGCAUGAUCAAGACUCUGACCAUAAUUAUUUGAUCAAGGCUACUCUGUGAAUGGAGAAUGUGAAAGCCAAAGAUGCCCAGAGGCUGCCUUAUUCGUACGGCGUAAAGGUGCAUCGUACUAUGUGCUUUGAGCUCUCGAAAUAUGUUGAUAGAAUCUCAAAAAUAUUUCCAGCCAUAGAAUCAGCUCAGCCACGAUGUGCAUCAGGAAUAGAAGCUCUAUGCUCUCUAAACGUUGCUAUGGAAAAAGCCAGUUUAAUUAUCCAGCAUUGUGCCGAAUGUAGCAAGCUUUACUUGGCAAUCACGGGAAAUACAGUAUUUUUGAGAUGUGAAAGAGUACGAAAAGCGUUAGAGCAAAGUUUAUGCAACAUUCAGAAUAUGGUUCCAAUGCUUCUGGCUGCAAAGAUCUCUAGAAUUGUUGUUGACCUGAGGGAUGCAAAAUUUGUCAUGGAAUCUUCUGAUGAAGUGGCUGGUAAGGUUGUAUUAUCAUUGAUCCGCCAAGAAUCAAAUUCAAGCGAGGCUUCUGAGUUGGAGGCUUUUCAAACUGCAGCCUUAAAAUUGCAUCUUACAUCUCCAAAGGCUCUUUUGAUAGAGAAAAGAUCUAUUAGAAAGUUGCUUGAUAAAGUCCGUAAUAUUGAUCAAACAAAGGAGAGAAUUCUCGAGUACCUCCUAUACCUUUUGAGGAAGUAUGGGAGCUUAAUUAAGGUUGAGCAGACAGGGAGUGACAAUGCUCAGUAUGAAGAUUCAUGUUCAAGAACGAACUCUAUUCCUUUGUUAAGUGAUAGUGUAUGUGAUGGGUCAGUUGAACCGGGAUUGGGAGAACAGCUCAGGCAGAAUGAAGAUCAAACUGAUGGUGCUAAUGAAGUCACUCCUCCUGAGGAAUUCAGGUGUCCCAUUUCUGGGAGACUCAUGUAUGAUCCUGUGGUCAUAGCUUCUGGGCAAACAUUUGAAAGGAUGUGGAUAGAGAAGUGGUUCAGUGAGGGUCACGAUCUGUGCCCAAAGACUGAAAAGCAGCUUCCCCACUUUUCUAUAGUUUCAAAUUCUGCCAUGAAGGAUCUUAUUUCGAAGUGGUGCAUAAAACAUGAGAUCAGUAUUCAAAAUCCAUGCUCAGACCCAAUUCCCGCAGCACUACUCUCCUGGAAUUCGUCAUCUUCCUGUUCCAUCACUAGCUUAGGUGGUUCUUUUAGUGAUGUGCAAAUGCCUACUCCAACUGAUUUAAGCUGCGUCUCCAUUGGCUCUUCAGAUGUUAGUUGGGUAUCAGAUUUGCCCCGGUCUAAGAUUGUAGAUAGUGUAAGUUCGGGUUCAGUACAGACGAAUGAUGAUUCUCAUACAUAUCAAUCAUCUGCAGCAAUUAGCAAUGCCAUGCAUUCAGACAGUCUCUUUGAAAAAUUCACGGCACUCCCUUGGGAACUACUUUGCAAAGCAAUGGGAGAUAUAAAAAACCAACUGUUGGAAAACAAUGAAGCAUGCCACUCGAUGCUGAAUGAUAAUUUUGGUGAGUUGCUAAUUCAAUUUUUGAAAGAGGCAUGUGAACUGUGUGAUGUGGAAGCACAGCGAGACGGGGCUCAGGUGUUCUUGGCAUUCAUGAGAAAAAGCGGAACUGGAAUUCCAUCCUUAUCUGAAGAUCUGUUUCAUGUUUUGGCAUCAGUUGUUGAUUCCGAAAUCGCUGAGGAAGCGCUGGCAAUCAUGGAAGUUUUGUCUGCUGACGAGUAUUGUAAUUCCAAAAUUGUGGCCUCUGGAGCUCUUCCUACCAUCCUACAGAUUCUUGACUCAGAUAUGGCAGAAUAUUAUGCUCCUACUGUGAGAAUUCUUCAUAAUCUAUCAUUGUAUGGAGACAUCAGGUUCCACAUACUGCAGACAGCACGCCUAUCGAAGGUUAUUUCAUUUUUGUCUGAUAGUUCACUGGCAGAGCAUUGUCUGAAAAUUUUGAACUAUUUAUGCGAGACUGAAGAGGGUAGGAUUGCGGUGGCCGGAGCCAAGGGUUGUAUCACUUCGGUAGCAGAACUACUUGAAAUUGGCACUCAUGAGCAACAAGAACAAGCAUUGUCUGUUCUUCUGUCCUUGUGCUCUCACCAUUUUAAGAAUUCUCAAUUGGUGCUGAAAGAAGGUGUUAUACCAUCACUUGUAAACAUAUCUAUCAAUGGAAAUCCCCACGGGAAGGAGACUGCUAUGAAAUUACUACAACUUUUCAGAGACAUCUUACAUAAUGAUACAAUGGAAAAAACAACGCCCCUUUCUACUGGAGGGCAACCUGAAUAUCAAGCAGGUUCGAGCACUUGUUCUGCAGAAAAGCGGUCAUCUUCAAAGACUCCUGGAUAUUUUGGAAGGAAAAUCAUGAGAUUCAGGAAGCCUAAAUCUGUAGCCCUUGAUUGAGACGGCAAGAACUCGAAUUACUUGCAUUUUUGCAGCUGGCAGGUAUUCUAUGUGUAUAUGUACCUAGUCUGAUCACUGAUACAUUGAGAGUACCAGUCUCAUGUUAGACUAAUGUAGUUUGUAUUUUCCUCAUUAUGUUGGGCAGUUUUACUGCUCCCGCCAUAUUGAUGAUAGAUUUGCUGAAAUAUUCAUGAUUUUUUAACUAGUUUCCUGGCUUUGUUAGAAAUGAGACUCUGGCUUAUUUGGUUGGUUGUAUAGUGCAAUGCAUUAAGCUUCUCCUGCUCCUGAGUUCGGACC
Molecule: messenger RNA, 3108 nt
Organism: Papaver somniferum (opium poppy)
Lineage: Eukaryota; Viridiplantae; Streptophyta; Magnoliopsida; Ranunculales; Papaveraceae
Product: U-box domain-containing protein 5-like
Exons: 6
Coding region: 493-2811 (772 amino acids)
Biological process (GO): protein ubiquitination
Cellular component (GO): nucleus; cytoplasm
Molecular function (GO): ubiquitin-protein transferase activity
Source: RefSeq, a predicted model, not a curated record